This is a messenger RNA of Prorocentrum cordatum, 1842 nucleotides long. The record is from the annotation of a GenBank genome assembly. NCBI's taxonomy places the organism in Eukaryota, Dinophyceae, Prorocentrales, Prorocentraceae.
GGACCGCUGCGUCAUGACAAUCGCCGCGAAUUCACCUGGCUGUUGCGGCCUGACCAUCCUAAAUCGCACCAGCACGCAUUUUUGGUUCAAGCGCCAGGCUGCCUGCAGUACAAAUCUGAAGGGGCAGCUCCUGGGGGGUCUUCGUGGACACGAGUGAAAGCCGUGGAGCCUGCAUCAUGCCAGCACGGGACGGUGCCCGGCCGCGGAAGCUGGCGCCAAGGCCGAUCUUCACCUCCCAGUCAACCGAGCAGGUGGAACCAUCGCCCGGGCCGGGCUCGGAUGGCUCGAAAAAAGGCCGCGAGGAGGACGAUGGGCGCGAGCACGCGAAAAGCGGUGACGGAGGAGAAGGCGGAGGCGGAGGAGGAGGAGGAGGAGGAGGAGGAGGAAAACGGCGCGACCUCAGGACUGCUGCAGCGCGGCUGCCACGAACCUGCGAGCCACGAGGUCGCCAUGUGUCGCCAGGCGACGCUGCGCGAGCCGACCUGCAGUGGGAAAGCUCGUGCAGCGAAACGUGGCCUAAGGGGAAGAGCGUGCGAGCAACACACUUGCCAGCAUGGGCGCGAGGGAAAAAGACGAGCGCUUCACAAGCGUCAGAGCGCGAGGGUCUUCUUGCAGCCGCUGCUCAGAGCCGCCACCUCCGUGUGGUCAUCCUCCCCGAGGAGCCCCCCGACGAUGUGGCCCGCGUGCCUCAGGUUGCGGGCGAAGAAGUUUAGAUAUGCCGUGCCGGUGCUGGUGCGGCCGUGCCGCACCUUCAGCCACACCGCCCCGAAGGACAUCCACGGCGUGCCCGUGCCGGCUGCCUUGGUGCCAGCGCUGAAGAAAAGGCCGUGGCCUCCCUUCAGCCCGAGCGAAGCGACCUUGGACUCCACCCAUGCUCCCGUCAUGUUGACGCUCAUGAAGUACGUGUCCGCGCAGGCGUCGCCUACCCGCCGGGCGUCGGCCUCAACGGCGAGGAGCGCAUCCGACCGGUUCGCUCGGAAGGGCACGAGGAGGAGGACAUGGACGCCGGGCCUCAUCACGUCGAAGUGCUCCCCAUGCACGUUGACCAAGUGCGGGUCGCCAGUGGCGGACAAGACACCGGGAGCCGCCGCGGCCGCGGCGCCGCCAACCGACGGAGCCGCCUCGGCAGGGGGCAUGUCCCCCGACGGCAUGGCUGCACCGUCCAUGCCCGACGGGGGCAGCAUUACCGACGGGGGCAUCAUUGCCGCGGGCAUGCUGCCCGACGGGGGCAUCAUUGCCGCGGGCAUGCCGUCCGACGGAGGCAUCAUUGCCGCGGGCAUGCCGUCCGAUGGAGGCAUCAUUGCCGCGGGCAUGCCGUCCGAUGGAGGCAUCAUUGCCGCGGGCAUGCCGUCCGAUGGAGGCAUCAUGGCCCACGGGGGCGUGCGUGCCGUGCCGUUCGAUGGGGGCAUGGCCGGAGGAGUUAGCUGGCCCGAGCGUCGUGGACGACGCCCAUGGCCAGCAUGGUGUUGCACUUCGUCCGACACUUCCAUCCUGGUCUGCAUCAUGAACACAUCUGGGUACCCGAUACUUCCACACUCCUGGAGUUCGCAGGUCCCUGUGGUCACCCUGAUAUCUGCAGAACGAGUGAUCGUGGCACAUAUUGAGAAUGCAGCGGCAUGCAACGCCACGUAUCUCGCGCUGCAUGGCGUAGCGCAAGUAAUCGACUGAUAACCCCUCAUGAUAUCCAGGUUGAUGUGGGUGGAAAUGCGAUGAUAAAAUACAAUAGGAGGUUUAAGGAAGGGUAAAUGGCUUGAACCGUAAUGGCGACAAAGCACCGUAGCGCAAUUCUUGGAAAUUCAACCGACCGUAUAUUCGAUACCGUGACAAACUUUCAAGCAGAAC